UAGUCAUUUCUGGCGUCCGCGUAAAUCUUCUUCUUAUGUUCUCUUAUCGGAUGUGACGUCUUUGGGGGGCAAUGUCACUUCAUGGGAAGCGCCAUCUAUUACUUGGUUACUAAACUAACUAACCCUGUAUGACACAUCUCCCGUUUUUACAAAAAUUAAAAAUAAUUCAAAUAAAUUCUUAAACACAACACAAGUUUUAUAACAACUCUACCCGAACGUGUCAUUAAAGGUUGAGGGUUCAUAACCAAAUUAUCUGUUUUGUUAUAAGUGGAGGUAGAGUCUUUCUUGUCAAGAUUGGUAGUCGAGGAACUGGGUUCUAAACUAUUUUCAACAUCCAUAUCAAAUGGUCUUUAGAAUAUCGGAGGAAGUGGAUUCGGAGAACGUCUAAGAAAAGAUGAAUUUCUUCUUAGAAUUUUCCCAAAGCUAUCUCUAACUAAAUAAGAAUGUGGAGUACUACGUUUCCCUACCACUUCUCCUGGACCCUGUCGUAUUGGAGGCUUUUUAUAAUAAAAGAGAACUCCACUAAAAGUCUUUUAUUUAAUCUGCGUCAUGAGGUUCGGACAUAAGCGCGCGAGAUGCCAGACCGAGAGUCCCACAUUCUAACCUCUCUAAACCAUAGAAUAAGAACACCACAGACCACCGAACAACCCUGAUGCAACAGAACCCAACACCUUUCCUACUUUUUUAAAAUUAUAACAUUAUCUCCUUUCUGGAAGUCAGCGCGCAAUUUAGAGUUUCGAUCAUAAUAUUGUUGGUUCACAACUUGUUUGUCUUUAAUUUGUGUCGUUGUAUUGUUAUUAGUUUUUAAAAAUUUAUCUGAUAUAGGUAUAAAAGAACGAACAAGCCUUUUGGACAUAAGCUCUGUUGGAGAUAUAUUUGUAUUAGCAAGAGGGGUGUUUCUAUAUUCUAGUAAGCCUUUAUAAAUAUCAGUAUUUGAUUCUUGACACUUUUUCAACAAUCCUUUACAAAUUCCUACUGCCUUUUCAGAGAGUCCAUUGGACUUUGGAUAUCUUGGACUAGAAGUUAUUAUUUUGAAAUCCCAGUCAUUUACUAUUAAAGGGAUUACUAUCAGAAAUAAAUAACAUAGGAAUAACAAAAGUAGAGAAAAUUCACUUUAAAAUUGUUAUAAUUUCAGAUGCAGUUUUGGUUUCUAAUUUUUCUAAUUCCAACCAGUUUGUGUAAUAGUCAACAACAACUAAAUAAUUUUGACCUGCAAAUGUCAAUAUAUCUGCUCCUAUCUUAUAAAAAGAAAUGUUUGGUUUGUCACUGUGCAGCUGGACAAGUUAGGAACCAAAGUUAAAAUGUCCCCCUCUUUUGGAAACGUAAACUGCAGGAUUACCGGUUCUUUGAUCUCUAGUUACGUACAAAUCCAAUCCACUAGUAAAAAUCACAGAAUAUAAACGUUAAGAAGCGCAAACUAGGUAUAAAAACUUGGAAACAGAAAAACAUCGCCAGAUGGAAGCUGAACAUAUUGUAUAUCCGUUUAAAUACUUAUGUCCACAUAUUACUUUUUAAAAACCAGCAUUUAUCUCUCUCAAGACUAUAUCGUCACUAUCAGCUGCUAUCAGUGCUAUCAGCUAUCACCUUGUUACGAUUAUUUCGGAAUUUCGAGACUUUUAUAUGCAAAAACCUUUUCUGUCGCCAUGGUCAUGGCCUUAAUUUCUUUCGUUAUUUCUGUUAAAACGACAAACGAAACAAACCACAGUUUUUGUCACAGACACACGAAACGGCAAUAGAAACCAAUAAACAUGUUCUCAGAAUGUUGUUUAUUUCAAUAAGAGUCUCAAUUAUUUUAAAGAAUACAAACUUUAUGCUUAAUUUUUUUUCAAGCACAUGCAUAUAUACAUUAAGGUUAGCGGGUUCUAACCAAGAUCGACCAACCUGUUUCUUGAACCUUGUCUUCAAUUCCACACACAACACACAUAUACUGGUUCUGUAAUUCCAAUAGAAACCCACAAGAAAAUUAAUAUUCAAAGUAGCAAUAAAAUUUGUGCCCAAAAAAGCAUAUCCGCUUGUGUUUGAUUUUUACCCCCGUGAAAAAUACAUUCGAGCAGCAAAAAAAAAAUAAGUUAAUAACCACAGUUAAUAAUUAGGCAUUCCUACGACCUGUCAAAUGAAACUCAAUAUGACGUCACAGGACAAACAAAUUAAAUAACGCUAUUUCAUAAUUUUUACUUUUAAAAUUUUAAUUAACUAAUGUGUGAUCUGUAAAGAGCAAACAAGAUUCAAAUCAGUUAUAAGAUUGCAAACUGUUAAAAGCUUUCAUCUGUUCAUUAGCGUAAAAGCUAUGGGAAAACACUAAAUAACUCAUAAUAUUGGAGACUGGAGAUCUAAACCAUCAACUAAGUGCAGUUUUAUCCGAUUUCUACAAAAAAACAUUUCAUAAGGCAAACCAUUUUACAGUUUUUUAAUAUUAACUUUUUUAUAUAUUAACUUCUUUCAAUAACGAUUCUCCACCUCGAAACAAACAAAAUAGCAUGCUACAAAAAUAGAUUUGAACUUCGAAACUCGCCACACAACUGAUUUCUAACUGUCAUCACGUGGUUUGGACUGCCCAAUUGAAUCGCGCCUUUUCUCGUUCGGUGGCGAUUGCGAGUGGAGCGCCACUGCGCCGCGGCCCGGCCAACUAUAUUUCGUCAACCCCGCCGUCGUCCCAAACGUCAUCGCCGGUUUCAUCGUUCCGUGGCACUCUCGAGCGCAGCGCCACCGCGCCGCAGCCCUCUCAACCAAACUUCUUCGUUCCGUCGCGUAGUGGGUUCGAAAAUCGUCUUCAGCGAGCGAAUGUCGUAUCGACCGCUACUUACGCGAUGCGCGCAAUCUCACUGCCGAAGAGGUUUCCCCGGAAUUGAACAAUCGAAAACUGGUCGGGACGCGAGUGGUCCGAAUAUUUAGGCGAGAUCGUGCGACAUGAGAGUGAUCCCGGUUUUGGUGGUGGUGGCGGGCCUCGUCCUGUGCCAGGGCGAGGCGAAACGUAGCAAGUGGAAAUUCGAGGGCGACUUUGAGUUCGCGGACGAGGAAACUUCGAAGGCGGGCGACAAGAAGCGAUGGAUUCACGACCCGUCCAGCGAAUUGUGUCGGCCCCUCAAGUGCAAGAAGAAAGAGAUCUGUUUGCUCGAAGACCCAUUCACUGCUGUGUGCGUGUCGAGGAAGGAGCUCAAAAAGAAUGGGGACAUCGUGGUACCGAGGACGCCUCCUAAGAAGGAGGCGAGCAAAAAAGACGCCGCAGACGACGACGACGACGUCUUCUACGACGCCGAGGACGACCUGGACGACGAGUCCAAAGAGGACUCUGUCGAUUCCUUGAUAUGUCGCCCUUGUCCCGUGGUGAAACCGGUCUUCCUCUGCGGCUCGGACAACAGGACGUACAGCUCACUGUGCCGCCUGGAUUACCACAACUGCAUCCACCACACCUCGGUCAAGGUCACGUGCAAGGGAUUCUGCCCUUGCAAGGAGAACGAGCCGAAGGCGUGGAAGAAGCAGCGUCAGUCGGAACGUCUGAGCAAUUUCAUAAACAAAUACAAAGCGACGUUGGACAAGGACCGACCGGAAGCCGCCGCUUCGAAGGCCGACGACUACUCCUUCGUGCCUCAGGACAUCAAAUACGACAACAAACACUACAAAUACAUGAAAUACACCAAAUACAAUAAGGACGCCUACAAUAUCCUUUACGCCGAAGACAAGGAGCGCACGCGCGGCUACAAUGACGUCACGGACAACAAAAUUUACGACUCGGCGGGGCCCUCCGACCCCGCCCUCCCCGUAGCCAAACAGUGCUCGCCCGUAGCCCUGCAAGCGAUGGGCAACCGUCUCUUGGACUGGUUCUCGGUGGUGAUGGUCGAUUCGUCCAAGCGUCACAGAAUACGAACCAAAUCCAAAGCACGUUUCCCGUCGUCGUGCAAGGUGGAGGUGCGAUGGAUGUUCCAGCAUUUGGACUCCAGCGGCGACUCGAAGCUUUCCCUGGAGGAACUCUACGAUCUGGAACACGACCAGAGCGAGGUGUGCCUCAAGCCGUUCCUGCAGCGGUGCGACGCAGACGCGGACUCCUCGGUGACGCCCUCCGAGUGGUGCAAAUGUUUCCAGAGGACCGAGAGGCCUUGCGCGGCCGUCAGGCACAAAAUCGUAGCCGAUGGGGCAGCGGCGGCUGGAGUUUACGUGCCUGACUGCGACUCCCUGGGGUACUACAAGCCCGCGCAGUGUCACGCGGCCAUCGGGAUGUGCUGGUGCGUCGACAAGCACGGGGUGGAGUUCGCCAAUACGCGCACGCGCGCCAAACCCAACUGCGAUUCGAUAAUGAAAACGGACGACGCGUCCAACAACAACAGUGGCGUAGGGAAUGAUCCGAGCGACGACGAGGACGACCUGGAGGACGUAGAGGGCAGCGCGGACCAUCCCGCCGACUAUUAAGGGCGUAACCUCCCCCCGCUCCUCCGCACCCUUUUUGGAAAAAUGUAUUUAUUCCCGUAGCGCGUUUAUUUAGAGAGCCUUGGCGAGAGUUAAUCUGACGGGAAGGGACGCCCGUUCCAGAGGCGCCGUUUCGGCCGCCAGAUGGAGCAGAAAAAUCGAGGUUAAGUUCCCGGAAAAUUUUUUCCGCCGCCACUGUUAAACGGAAACUCCCUGCAAAGCAAAAGUAGAAUGCCGAUGUCGCGGGACGUUUCGAAAGCAAUUUUUUAACUCACUAACAUUAACAACUAACCCAAACACUUUUCUCCUCUAAAUUUAAGGGUAGGAUCUUGUAAAAUAGCCCCAAUCUCCAUUGAAACUACCCUCGAGAGCUUUAAUUUUGUGCAUUACUGGGCUAUUUAUCUUCUAACCGGUUCCGCCCAGCUUCACCGGAAAUGUUUCCGACGUUUAGUUGUGACGAGCGUUAAAACGCUCGAGCCAAACCUAAAAUCCUCACCCUGUAAUCCCCUGACUAAUUCUUCUGCUUUCGAUUUCAGUACGCUAUAUCCCAUGUACGUUAUAAACGGGGUUUACUGUAUGGCCCGCCGUUUGGUAUUUUGCUCGGGUCCUGUGGCGAAAAAUAGAAUUCUUAACGUCAGUUUGCGUCUUGCUCCUUUAGAAAAGGCAGUUUCCUUUUAAAAGUUUCCAAUUUGGCCUACCACGUGCAAGGUGUCUAAAAUAAGGGUCCCUGCAUCCUUAAUUCAAAAACUACGAGCGAUAGGGAAAAAAGUUAGAAAAGUUGUAUAGUUUCAUCUAUAUUUUUUAAUUGUUCAUCGUGUUCCGUUCAUCUGGGUUUCUUAUUUUCAACGCCCCGUAUAUUAAGUCGACAAAUCUGGAAUUUUACAUAUUCAAGGUUAAAAAAACUAAUCAAAACCCAAACCAAGCUGACUGUCAAGCUGCCUUCAGUGAUUAGUGAUAACGUAUAUUCGUAACCUUCGUUCUAGCUUUUCUCAGUGGUCAAUAGGGUUAAGAUCUGGAGAUUGGGGAGGCCAAUGCGGUUGUUUUGUACGCUUUAGAUCGUUGAAAAAUCCAAGGUAAAUGAAAGAUUUUUGGAAAAAACGCGGCUUGUGACUUUUUUGUCAUUACUUUUUUGGUAAAAAUUCUUAUUGCCUCAAAAAAUUGUCGAAAAAUAUCCGUCGAUAAUGACUAUUGCUUUAGAUGGUUGCGCCAUCUCUGAAGAAAUAGCCCAAAUAUUUAUUUUACAUAUGAAUUACGUACUGCUGAAUAGUAAUUUUUCCCAUAAAAGAGAUAUAGUUCUUUCAAUUUUAGAUAGAUUCUUUCCUAUUGUCAAAUAUCCGGGAUGUAAAUUAAUCCAGGGCGCGCAAAGUCGAAAAGGCAACGUUUCUUAUUAGCUUUUUCUCCAACGUUCGUAGUUUUUGUGUUAAAUACACGCGGACGCCCCGGUAUACGUGUUGCUUUGCUUAGUCUCUGGAAUACGACGUCCGUUCCGAAUCGUUUCCCCAUCACAUUCCGAACGACUGACCGUACCGACUUGUUGUCGCUUGAUUUUCGUCCCGUUGCGGACGCCGCCGUUAGGAUAUACAUACAUGAUAUAAAAAUAUAUACGGUUUAUAUUUUAAUAUGCCACCAGCUUUAAAUGAUAUCGUCGUGUCUACGUAUAAGCGUUUAGAACGUUAGGAAUACAAUAAAAUACAUAAUAAUAACAAUAAUAAUAAAACACGUAAGGAUAAGCAAUCGAUUUUUAAGUGAGUGUAAAAAAAACGUUAGUUACUAGUCUUUCUAGGCAUGUAUAGCGUUGUUUAGGAAACAAGACGCGCCACUCGAAAGAGCGCUUUCUGAAUAGCAAAUGGCGGCAAUGUUAUGCAAUAUCCGGGAAAAAAACACUUAGUUAAAAUCAAAAGAAAAACACUGCUCACCCUAACCUUCGUUCUUCAUCACUUGGACGGUAAUGUAGCGCCACAAAACGCACUUGACACACUGGGGGAACCUUUUGUAAGAAUUGCUCGCUACGACGCAAACAAUUCCUGCAAAAUUUUCCUCGAUUUUCGACGAAAAACGGCACUUAUUUGAUACGAUACAUGGCCAUGUAAACACUGUAGACACGACCACAGAAUAUUUUCUUCUUCUUUCGCAACAAUUGGUUGAAAUUGCACUGGGCGUUCGCCCACAAGGGUCACCUUUGGACAGUGGGACUAUUCCCGAGCAUCAUGCCGCCAAUCGCUGUUGAAAAGAAAGCGCCCUUCGACGGUGCGGGGUUUCUUUUUAUAUAUGUCGCCGGUAGUGGUCGAAACCGAUACGCUAUUCUUCUUUCGAACUGUUAGUCUCACGUUUAUAAAAUUCCGUGGCCAUUUUUUUUUCGGAAAUCUAAACGAUUCUGUGCAUUUCAGACUUCGUAAGGUGUAAGUUUUAAAUAUUAUUCGCCCCUUGCUUACGGGAUCGACUUAAAUAUGUAUAUAGAACGCGAGAGUAGUGGUGGAUAUCAUCCACCCCCCACCUUUCUUUUCGCCCCGCCCCAGAUACAGUAUUCAUUUUGUUAACUACGCAAAGCAGAUUGACGGAACAUCUAUUGUAUGUUUUUAAAAUAUAUAAUAAAGUUAGUA
This is a messenger RNA of Cylas formicarius (sweet potato weevil), 7001 nucleotides long. RefSeq names its product proteoglycan Cow. Gene Ontology annotation, molecular function: protein binding; calcium ion binding. The coding region runs from base 2908 to 4404 and encodes 498 amino acids. Gene Ontology annotation, biological process: establishment of protein localization to extracellular region. The transcript is spliced from 9 exons. The record is from RefSeq and is a predicted model, not a curated record. NCBI's taxonomy places the organism in Eukaryota, Metazoa, Arthropoda, Insecta, Coleoptera, Brentidae.